GAAAAGUUAGGGAAGCGUAAUUUCGCAGAAUUUGGCUUUUCAGUUUUGGUUUAAAAAUAGCGCUUUUACCGACGUAGAAACUUGUUUUCAUCCAAUAAUCUGUUCCUUUUUUGAGACCAAAACUUUUUUGAAUUUUGUCGGUUUCACAUUUUCUUGGAGUCAUUUCAAUCCCUUUCAUUUCAUUUUGUGCCACAAUUCAACUAAUUAUCGUCUUAAAUGGGUGGAAUGGAUAAGAAUAGUGAUAAUUCUGAUAAAACAAUAUUCAAAGUGAAAUUUCUUGGUGAAUAUCAUGAUGUUGUUAUCGAUUGGUCAGAUGAAAGUCAUGAAUAUAAACAAGUACAAUUAUUUAAACAGCUGGAAUCAAUAACUGGAAUCGCUAACAAAUAUAUAUGUCAGGUUGAUUUAGAGGCAGAUAAUCAGGAUCCAUUCCUUACAGAAAAUCCAGACUCUGAAUAUUUUUAUUCAAUCGUCUUACCAAAUGACUUUACGAAAGACAGGAUCUACAACCAAUACAUUCAUGAUGACGAGAUCUUGGUUUUGCGUUAUCACCCAGUUUACGAUUCCAGAAGAGUCGAUAAUUAUCUUUUUUGUUAUUAUGAAUUAACAAAUGAAAACAUGAUUCGUGAAGGAGUUUGUUCCAUGUAUGGUCGCUACUGUCCACAUCUUCAGUCUAAAACUGUUUUCAACAAAGUAAAAUACGUCUUCUCGGAUGAAUUUCAAUCAAAAAUUAUUGAUCGUAUUGGCUCAUCAAAUAGUUCUCCUGUAGAAAGAUUUCUCAUGGAAUUCAAUGUACAACAAUAUUUCAGAUUUAUUUGUACAGAAACCCUUAGACGCUGGCCAAUGCGAUUUAGACAAAGAUUUGCUCUUUAUCUGAGAAAUCGUGGUUAAAAUCUAAUUGAUGAUUUGUUUAUUUGAAUAAAUUGUCAGUCGACUA
Messenger RNA from Tetranychus urticae (two-spotted spider mite), 934 nucleotides. RefSeq lists its product as uncharacterized. NCBI's taxonomy places the organism in Eukaryota, Metazoa, Arthropoda, Arachnida, Trombidiformes, Tetranychidae. The record is from RefSeq and is a predicted model, not a curated record.